Prorocentrum cordatum is the source of this 3509-nucleotide messenger RNA. NCBI's taxonomy places the organism in Eukaryota, Dinophyceae, Prorocentrales, Prorocentraceae. The record is from the annotation of a GenBank genome assembly.
AGUCAUUUUGUUUCAAGCGUUGAAGGGCAGGCCUGUCGAGAAGCUGGGCGGCCCGCUCAUAUUUGCAUGGCCUUCGCGGCUCGUCGUCGGCAAUGUGGCAGAUUCGGCCGUCUCUUCAGUCAUUCUCGGCAUCCGCACGCUGCAGUGUCUGGCCCCGCGGCGCGCCGCGCUACUGCAUCAUCGGCUGGCGACUUCCGCAGGAGCGCCCGCGUGGACGGUGUGACACUGGUCACUGAUCGGGACGGCGCCAUGCGGGCUCUCGGGAUACUGGAGCGACUGCGCGAGCGACCGCACGCUUGGGACACAGAGACUGCGGGGGUGCUGCUGGGAGCGGGGUCGCAGCGGCAGUCUCCUGUGAACCACGGCCGCGUGGUCUGCGCGACCUGCUACUGCGGGGACGACGCGGACUUCGGCUCCGGCCCGCGCCUCUUCAUAGACAACUCGGGGCCGUCGGAGGGACUGCUGGACUGCUUCCGGGAGUACUUUGAGGACCCGGGCUUCCAGAAGGUCUUCCACAAUUACUCCUUCGAGCGGCACGUCCUCAGGCGGCACAACAUCAGGCUGCGGGGCCUCCACGCCGACACGCUCCACCUGGCUCGCCUCUUCGACACCUCCUUGGCCUCCUGGGAGGGCAGCGUGCGGGACCGGGCUGAUCAGCGGUCGCCCGCGCCAGCGUCGCCAGCCGCCAUGGCCGUGGGCGCCGUGGGCGCGGCUGGCGCAGCCGCGGCCGAGCCGGUCUCGCGGGCAGUGCUGGGCGUGACGCUCGGGCGCAGGCCCCUCGAGCGCCGCCUCUGGGAGGGGGUCAGCGGGCUGCACACCUCGGCCAGCGCCGGCGGCAGUGCCGAGCGGCGGCCGCCCCAGAGGGCGCCCCCCAGGGGUUACCAGCUCAAGAGCCUCGCGGCACACUUCGGCCUCGCCAGCGGGGAGCCGCAGCGGCCUCAGGGCUUCGCGGGCCUCUUCGGCAACCACGCCACCGCCGCACAGGAGGCGCUCGACUCGCCAGAGCGCUUCGCGGGCUUCGUCGGCUAUGCCACACAAGACGCCGUUCUCACCCACAGGCUCUUCGAGCACCUGCGGGGAAACCUCCGCGGUCUUCCGUGGCACUCUCAGGUUCACCAGCGUCCUGUGUUCGAGGUCAUGAAGGAUCCUAUGGUCCAGAAGGAGUUGCUUAUGACGAAGUCCAGACCCAGAACCUUUGAGUCUUUGCAGUAUGCCACUGGCAAGAGCAUGUGGAGCCUCUUCGAGCGAUACAUGCGCGACUUUGCUGAAUGCCUGGCCGACCUCGAGGAGGUGGGCGUCAGGGUGGACCGCGAUGCCCUGCUCCUGAUGGAGGCGAGAGCCACCAAGGAUGUCGAGGAUCACACGCGGGAGUUCGCCGACUGCAUGGGGUCGCUCCGUGGCCCAGACGGCAAGACGAUGAAUCCGGAGGCGGACAUGAUCAAUGUCCGGAGUUCGGCGCAGUUGAGGCUGCUGCUAUUCGGGGGUGCCGAGAACAAGCGGAACCCAGAGGAGAAGCUAGAGGCCACCAGACAGUUCCCCAUACCCAAGGCUGCCCGUGCCGAGAUGCUGGGAGCACACCGCUUCGAGAUCAACAGCCUCGAGCUGACCCCCGGGCUAAAGCGCAAAGACUACUCCGAGUCUGGCUGGCCCAAGACGGCCGCGAGCAUUGUGGCGCAGCUCGCUGGCGACGUGCCUGUUGGCAGAGACGCGACCCCUCCCAAGGACGGCGCCGCCAAGUCGCAGCUGAUCAGCAGGGGCUACACCCAGAAGGAGGCCGAGCGGGCAUCGCAUGGGCUGCUCGAGCUAAGCAGGGCGACACGCACGAAGUCUAUCCUAACCGGCUUCAUCCAGCCGCUGCUGCAGCAUAGUGAGGCUUCCGGGAGGAUCCACCCAUCGUGGCAGUUCGACACUGCUACUGGGCGCCUGGCGUGCCGGGCGCCCAACCUGCAGAAUCUGCCGUCGGCUGCCAACGACAGGUACGGAAUUCGCGACGCAUUCGUGCCGUCGCCCGGGAGUCUCUUCAUCGUGGCGGACUACGCGCAGCUGGAACUCCGUGUGCUGGCCCACGUUGCCAACUGCCCGUUCAUGAUCGAUCAGAUUAAGAAGGGGGGCGACUACCACUCAGAUGUCGCGGCGCAGAUUUUCCCGCACGUGAGGAAGGCUGUCGAGGCUGGGGAUGUCAAGGUGAACGACGACGGCGGAGUCUCGGGCAGGACUGUCAAGGACGUGUUCAAACAGGAGAGAUCCCAGGCCAAGGCCGUGACUUUUGGCAUCAUCUACGGCAUGACCGCCUCUUCGCUGGCGGAAGACCUGAACGUGGGUGCCGACACGGCUCAGGGGCUUAUCGACGCCUGGCUGCGGUACAAGCCGGCGGUCAAGAAGUGGAUGGAGCAUAUAAGGAGAGACAGCAGGAACAGCCGCCGCAGUCUGUCGAUGCUGGGGCGCCCGCGCACGCUGCCCCUCAUCGGCGAGGAUUCUCUGCCGCAGCACCGCUAUCGUUCCGAGCGCGCGGCCGUGAACUUCGGAAUCCAGGGCUCGGCCGCAGACAUCGUGGUGGCGGCCAUGCUGCGGCUGUGGCGUGACCCCCGCCUGGCCGAGUGGGGCUUCCGCCUCGUCAUCCAGGUGCACGACGAGUUCGUGCUCGAGGGUCCCGCAAACCGUGCGAGGGAUGCGGCCGAGGUGGUGCGGGAGAUCAUGGAGAAUCCAUUCAGGGAGCACAGCCCAGAUUUCAAGCUGAAGGUUCCGUUAGCGGUGGCGAUGACCUUGAGGGGCUCCCUGGGCGAUGGGAGCUGCGAGGAGUUGCUUGAUCCUGGGAUCGCGCCGUGCGCGGAAGCACGGCGGAGUCCUCGGCAGGCAAGUUCGGCCCGGAGACGGGGUGGAGAGCAACCUCAUGGGGCCUGCUCGUAGCUCUACCCUCUGGGGCCCAACGGUGUACACCACCGCAGCUGCGGUGUCGAAAGACGGAGCGUUUCAUAUUCGGAAGCCGGGUCACCUGCAGGGGUGCGAAGAUAGUCGCGUUUGGUGCUUCGUGGUCUGGGCUGGAGGGCCGGCCUUCGCAUUCUCACAGCACGACUUUUGUGACUGCAGUGUCUUCAUCCCACCUCCCACUCCCAGGAAAUAUAGAAUGUGAAGGGGAUGAGGAGGUGCGUGCAAGUGGUGUAUAUUCUGGGCCCCGUGAGCCCUCUUCCCUCCUCUCCCGCCGCUGGGUGCGCUAGCAGCCGCUGUGAGCAGCGUGAUUGCGCUGGGACGUCAACGGGCGCGUUGACCUCAUCUUCCUUCCCCCCCCCUCUCCCCCCGGUCUUCACCUCCUCCUCCUUUUUCGUUCCCUCCUUGUCCUCCAGCACAUCAAACCAAUUUUUGCAGAAGCAUGCCCGAACACGGAGCAACGCCAGCGACAGCCAUGCCCUGACGGGCGUUCGCAAGGCAAGACCUUGUCGCAAUUGCCUCUCCCCCGAACGCCGAGCAUGUCAAACGAUUGCCAAACCGGUGCUUCCACAGAAAGGGUCCUC